Molecule: messenger RNA, 3108 nt
Organism: Carlito syrichta (Philippine tarsier)
Lineage: Eukaryota; Metazoa; Chordata; Mammalia; Primates; Tarsiidae
Gene: IRX6
Product: iroquois homeobox 6
Exons: 6
Coding region: 1310-2644 (444 amino acids)
Biological process (GO): cell development; regulation of transcription by RNA polymerase II; neuron differentiation
Cellular component (GO): nucleus
Molecular function (GO): RNA polymerase II cis-regulatory region sequence-specific DNA binding; DNA-binding transcription factor activity, RNA polymerase II-specific
Source: RefSeq, a predicted model, not a curated record
CGCACACGAGGCAGCCAAGCCUCGCCUUCCGAGGAGAUGCCCAGGGAUCUCAGCACUCAGUCGGUGGAUGCCAGGGGUCAGACUUGGCGCGUUUCCAGACCGCAUCUGAGACAUCCUGAGCCUCGGCCUCGAGGGGGCGCUAUUCGGCCUAGUCGAGGAUCAAGCGGCUGCCAACAAGCCCCGAGGUCAAGGCCCGGGCCACCACCAGGACUUGGAAGGCCGGGAUCCAGACAGAGUCCUGGGGAGACUGAGGCGGGGAGCCAGAUCCCCGAGGACAAAGAUGGGCGGGCCAGUGGAAUCCGCCGAAGCUGCCCAGAGCUGCUCCGAGGAGCGCAGGGCCUGUGGCUCGAACAAACUUUCCGGCGGCGGAGGGGCGGAGGAGCCGGGCUGGAGGCUUCUCCCCCGAGCCCCUGCUCUCCUCCACCUGCCAGCGCUCAGCCUCCGCCCAGCCUUCGCCCACCCCCGUUUCCUCCCCCUCCCCGCGCGCCUCUGUUCACUCAGACUCCUCAUCUCUCUCCUCUCCCCUCCUCCUUCUCCCUCUUGCCUUUCUCCCUCACUUUUCUCCUGUCUCUUCUUUUGUAUUCUCUCCUCCCUCGCCGCCCCGGUUGCCUCUCGCCUCCUCGGGGCCGCAGAAGAGGAGGUGAGCGCGCUGCGCCCGGGGCCUGCGCGGCGCAGAGGGAGGCGUUUCUCCUACUUCUCCCGGGUAAUUUGGAGAUUGUAUGUGUGCGCGCGCGCGUGAGGUCGAGGCGAAAAGGGGUAGGAUCCAGCGCCAAGCAGAGAGGGUCAGGGUCUUGACGUUCCUCGCCAGCUGCACAAACCUCCCGGAGCAAGUGUGAGUGUGGGUGAGAGUGCGCGCGCGCGCGCACGGGCUGGCUGCGCUUGGCACGCUUGGUGGCCCGGGGCCCCGGGGCCCGGGGUCCCGUCUGGCGGCCCGGGAUUAUCGUGACGUCAGAUUGAGCCUCUGGCCACCUUGGACUGGGACACCUCGGGAGCAUCACAGCCCCGCGCCGCGCCUCUCCUCGCCACCGCGCGCCUUUGGGAACCGGCACCUUCUUCCUUCUCCUGCCCAUCCAUGGGCCCUUCUGUCUUCCGGACCCCACGGGCCAGAGGGGCGCCUUCCGGAACGCACGGCUUGGCAGCCCGGCUGCCCUCGGCUCUGCCUCCACUCGGGCCAAGCAGGCAGACCAACUGGCGCUGGGUACCCGAGGCCGUGUAAGGAACCGAGGCGCCGCACAGCUGGGGGCGCCGAGUCGCGGGGCUGAGACGGGAACUCGCAAGGGAAGAGGAAGGCUGGCCGGGGACCGCCACCAUGUCCUUCCCGCACUUCGGACACCCAUACGGCGGUGCUUCCCAGUUUCUGGUGUCUGCAAGUUCUAGCGCCACUUGCUGCGAAUCCAGCCCGCGCUCGGUCUCAGACGUGGCCUCCAGCUCCGCCCCGGCGCCCGCUCUCUGCUGCGCACCCUACGACAGUCGGCUGCUGGGCAGCGCGCGGCCGGAGCUGGGCGCCGCCUUGGGCAUCUACGGAGCCCCAUACGCAGCCGCUGCGGCUGCCCAGAGCUACCCCGGCUACCUGCCCUACGGCCCGGAGCCGCCCGCGCUGUAUGCGGCGCUGAAUCCACAGUAUGAAUUUAAGGAGACUGCAGGGAGUUUUACACCUGGCCUGGCACAACCAGGAGCCUAUUAUCCCUAUGAGCCGACUCUGGGGCAGUACCAGUAUGACCGGUAUGGUGGGGUGGAGCUGAGUGGCGCUGGGCGCCGGAAGAACGCCACCCGGGAGACCACCAGCACACUGAAGGCCUGGCUGAACGAGCACCGCAAGAACCCCUACCCCACCAAGGGCGAGAAGAUCAUGCUGGCCAUCAUCACCAAGAUGACCCUCACCCAGGUGUCCACUUGGUUUGCCAACGCGCGGCGGCGCCUCAAGAAGGAGAACAAGAUGACGUGGGCGCCCAAGAACAAAGGCGGUGACGAGAGGAAGGCAGAGAGUGGCGCUGAGGAGCCGCUAGGCUGCCUAAACGGUGAUACCAAAGACGUUACUGCUAGCCAGGAGCGCCGGGGGCUCCAGCUGAGUGACCUGGAAGACCUAGAGGAAGAGGAGGAGGAGGAGGAAGCUGAAGAAGAGGAGGCGGCAGCCACGGCGGAUAGGCUGGCAGAGUUCCAUAAGGGCGCGCGGUCGCUGCCUGGGCCGUGCACCGCAGCUCGAGAGGGCCGGCUGGAGCGCAGGGAGUGCGACCUGGCCGCGCCCCGCUUCUCCUUCCACGAGCCCUCGGAGUCGGGAGAAGCUGACUUUCUCGCGGCCGAGCAGGGCGGCCCCAGGUUGACCAUGCACUAUCAGUGCGGCGAGAAACCGCGCAUCUGGUCUCUGGCGCACACUGCGGCAGCCAGUGCUGUGGAAGGCGCACCCCCAGCCCGGCCCGGGCCACGAAGCCCUGAGUGCCACAUGGGUCCCGAACAGCCCCUAUCCUCCAACGGACGACCUGCGGUCCUCAGAGACUCCGCGCGCGACGAGUCUUCCCGCAUAGCCAAAGCCUUUGGAAGCUCCAGGUUUGCCCUGCAGGGGCUGCCGCUGAACUGUGCGCCGUGCCCGCGGAGGAGGGAGCCUGCCGUGCAGUGCCAGUACCCGUCUGGAGCAGAAGCAGGUUAGCGCAAUGGCUGCGAUUUGCUGAAGGAUCUUGGAAAUGAGCCCCACUUUUGCAACUCACCUCCACGUUAAGAAGCUGCGAGACCUCGCCAGGGACCAGGAGCUCUCACCUCACCUAAGAGACAGACACAGAAACCCCCUUAGCUGCUGUCCUUGCACGCCGAGCUGGAGGUGGUGGACAGACUUGAAUCUUGUCAGAUCCCCCCGGGGAGGUGGAAGGGCACCUGGGGUUAGGCUGAGUGGGAGACCGGGCGAAUCUGCUCAGAGCACCGACCCCACCAAGUCUCCCUGUCUCCUCUGGAUUCAGGGCCCGAUGCCGCUUCCUCUCCUGCUCUCACCCCUGCCCCUCACUCCCCCCCCCACACACACUUUAUAACCUCAUCGCUGAUCUGACCCCCAAGGACCACAUGCGUCUCUUCCCCCUCCCCACCCCUUGUGUCCUUAAAAAGAACCAGUCGGAACCCAUG